AUGGACGUUGCAAUUGCUGUGAAGGCCUUUCUGAACAGGUUUCAGGGGACAGCGUCGUUCGGAACAAACUUGCAACAAACGUCCCAGCCCGGCACCGAUGUACCGAACCAUUCAGGAGCCCGGCAUACAGAUAUCCGUCGGCCAACUUAUCGAGACACUGGCACACAGACCCUGGAAGAGGAUCCUGCAAGCUGCUCAGAUGGGUAUGGAGACGACACCAACGACGGCAGUGAAUCGGCCUAUCUUGCAGAGCGAAACGAGGAGGACGAUUUUUGGAGCUAUGGAAUGGGAGACUUCACUUACAGGCAGCAAGUCCGCGACAGUGUCGGAGUGAGCUUGAAAGGCGAUUGCGCGGACUACUACACGGAAGGGCAACCUCAAUUCGUGGCUGCAAAUGACGGAAUCAAGGACUGUGCGGCGCUUCUGAUGACCGUGCAGCUAUCUGGACUUAUCAAAGCCGCGAUACUGGCCGAAAGAGAGUUCAAGGAGGUACAAGGACAGGCGCAAGAGGAUAGAGGAGAACUCAUGAGCCUGGGCCGCAUUGUACAUCGCAAAAUCAGAUGCCUUGAGUAUCGCCUGGAUCGAAAGAAUGUGGAUGCCGCAUCGGUGGACGGGGAAUCUGGGAGGGAAGAGUUGUUCCAGGAGCUGCGGAUUCUGUGCCUCCUACACGAAGACGUCAAGCGGCGAGUGCGGUGCGUUGAGGAGACUGUCCAUGAAGCGGUCAUGACUUUGCACACAGGCGACAGGGACAUGAAGGCAUGUAUGGAGAAGGCCUUUGUCAAGGCUGAUCUCGUGGAGCGCGUAUGGUACGACCCGGAUUACUGCACAGAACCGUUGGACUUCGAGUCGGAGUACGCAGCUUUCUGUCAGCGGCUUCGAAAGGCGGAGAAAGAGCCCCAAGUCGAUAUUUCAACAUCGGACGCAACCUCGGACGCUGGUAUUCGUAUGCUUGAAGCGGUGGAGGAAGGCCAUCGGGCCGACGAACCAGCAUUAGACUCAACCUCGGACGCUGACGUACCAGUGCUUCAGGAGGCGGGUGAAGACUCCCAAGCGGACCGACCAGCUUUGGAUGCAGCUUUGAGCGCUGAUUCAACUGUGCUUUCAGAGGUGGAAGAUGGCUCCUAA
This is a messenger RNA of Zymoseptoria tritici IPO323, 1125 nucleotides long. RefSeq lists its product as uncharacterized. The transcript has a single exon. Bases 1 to 1125 code for a protein of 374 amino acids. The record is from RefSeq and is a predicted model, not a curated record. Lineage: Eukaryota; Fungi; Ascomycota; Dothideomycetes; Mycosphaerellales; Mycosphaerellaceae.